Molecule: messenger RNA, 2391 nt
Organism: Durusdinium trenchii
Lineage: Eukaryota; Dinophyceae; Suessiales; Symbiodiniaceae
Source: the annotation of a GenBank genome assembly
AUGAGAUCAAUGCCAAUCCUAACGCCUUGGCAUCGUGACAUGAAGGACAAUGUGAAGAGCCGGGUGAAGGAGCAGGUGGCCGGGCGAACAGGCGCCUCUUGGGAAGAUCGCCUACAAGAGCAAAAAGCCAAGAAGGUUCAAGUGAUGAAGUCAAUUGAGAAGGAACAGAAAGAGCUCAUCAAAGCUGCAACAGAGAAAGGGAUUGAAAAGCAGCAGGUCUACUCUCCGCUCUUGACCCUCCGAUCUGCACCGAAUCUGUCGGCUGAGAAGCAAGCGCAGAGGCUUGAGGAGCGAAAACAAGACAUGUCAGAGAAAGUCCGCUCAUAUGCCAUGCAGCGCCGGGAGAUUUUGGAGAAGAUGCGUACCCGAGAGCCCCUUUUUCGGAUUGAGGAUGUCUCAACAGCCAAGGCACUUCUCGCAGAGGGCCGUAGGAAGAAGCAAGAGGAGCUUCAAAAUGAGGAGAAGAAACGAUGGGAGCACUUGGAGGAGUGUGCAAUGAAAGGAGUCCAGAAAAGGGAUGCCCUCUAUGACUUGCACAACAGCCCAUCUUUCGAUGAGCGUUUGGCGAAGGCCGUCGAGCGCAAGAAACAGGAAUUGAAGGAGCUUGAGAAAAUCCAGAAGGAGCGCAUCCGCGAUGCCAUUGAAGUUGGACACCAGAAGUCUACUUCGGUCUCUCCACUCUUGGGCGUCUUGCGGAAUCCUCCCGACAACGCUGAGAGGACACGGGAGAUCCUGGAAGAGCGCCAGCGAGUGAUGGCCAGCGUCGCCAGGGAGUACUUCCGCAAGCGGGACGACAUGCUCCAGCGUCAGCAAAACCGGACACCGCUGUUCUCGUGUGAGGCAGUGGAGGAUGCACAAUUGCAGUUGGAAGAGCAAGCCCGAAAACGCAAGAAAGAGAUGCAAGCCGAGCAGAUGAAGCAGAGACAACACAUUCAAGAGUUGCAGAACAAGGCCCCAAGCCUCAUGGCGCCCAUUGCGCCGGUUCAGGCCGAAGGAAAGGUGGAGAGGAGAGCCAGCUGGCUCAACACCAACGUCUUUCAGGACCGGCUCAUUGAUGAUGAGGCCAUCGCUGCCAUGAAGACCCUGCAGAUGGCCCGUGCCAUGGAGCUCUUCAAAGAUCUCGAAGAGAAGAAGGAUCAGGUCCAAAAUCCUUCUGGGUAUUUGAAGGCUGCAAUCAAAAGAGAGACGCCACCUGCUGCAUCUUUUCAGGGCAAUGCCCACGAUGAAGGAAAGGUUCAUCGGCGAGCCAGCUGGCUCAAUGCCAACGUCUUUCCAGAUCGACCCAUUGACGAGGAGGCCAUUGCAAUGUUGAAGGCCUUGGGAGCUGCACGUGCCAUGGAACUAUUUAAAGAUAUUGAAGAGAAGAAGGAACAGGUCCGAAACCCCAGCGGCUACCUGAAGACUGCCGUGGCUCGGGAGCCGACGGGCCCGCCUUCGCCGAUGCGCUCGCAGCCCGCGGCCUUGGGACCGGAGGAGAAGAUCUACCGCCGUGGGUCCUGGCUCAAUGCGAAGGUCUUUGCGGACCGGCCCAUUGACGAUGAGGCGCUCGAGGCGGUGAAGUCCUUGGGCAUCCAGAGGGCCAUGGAGCUCUUCAAGGAUGUGGAAGAGAAGCAGGAGAAGGUUGCCAACCCGAGCGGCUACCUGAAAGCGGCAGUGGCUCGUGAGGGCUCAGCUCCUGCAAUGUCCACCUAUCCAACCUACCGCCAGGCUCCAUCGACGGAAGUGGAGGAGGAGAAGAUCCAAAAGAGGGUUACCUGGUUGAACAGCAACAUUUUCCCAGACCGCCGCAUUGACAACGAGGCCAUUGGGGCCAUGUUUGGCCUGGGCAUUGCGCGGGCCUUCGAACUCCUCAAGGAGAUCGAGGGGAAGAGUGCUCAGCUCCGGAACCCCAGCGGGUAUUUGAAGAAGGCCGCUUUGCAAGAGGGCCUCGUCCCUCCAUCUGUGGCUGCUCAGGCGCAUGCCACUGCUGCACCAAAUCAGGAGGACAAGGUUUGGCGGCGAGCCAGCUGGUUAAACAACAACGUCUUUCCUGAUCGGCCGAUCGACGAGGAGGCAAUUGCCGCCAUGUCAAGCCUCAAUGUGGCACGGGCCAUGGAGCUCUUCAAAGAGGUCGAAGAGAAGGCAGCAAAUUUGCGGAAUCCUGGUGGCUAUUUGAAAGUUGCUGUUUCCAGAGAAGGGACACCAACUACAACUACGACCACCAGGAUGCCUUUGCAGGCUGCUACGCUGGACAAGCUGCACAGGCGCAUCACCUGGCUGAACGGGAACGUCUUCACCGCUGCGCCGUUAGACCAAGAGGCCCGAGAGGCCGCUGCCAGCCUUCCGUUGGAGCGCGCGCUCGAAAUCCUGAAGGACCUGGAGGGGAAGAGCACUUCCGUGACUCGGCACUGA